ACCCUGCUUACGAGUUGGUAAAUUGGACUCGGCCUACAGUUACCGUGUAUUUGGGCAGAAACGUCAUUUUGUUUAAAAUAUUGUCGGUAAAAUUGGUGUUUUAUUUAUUGUUGAAUUAAUGUUUAUUGUUCAAUGUUCGAAGAGACGUUAAAAAAAUUUAAAGGGAAAAUCUAAGCUGUCAGAUCUCUUUGUGAUUGUGGUGUAUCAGAACGUGUGAGAUUCCAUAAUUUUGCCAUUUCCUAGAAAAUACUGUACACUUUAGCAGACUGGAGGGGCACAAAGUGCCUACCAUACCUCCUGCGGAACCUGGGAGCGUAACGCUGGCACCAUCUAACUCUAGUCCCGAUAUGGACGAUGUCAGUAGUAAACGACAGGCUACAAGGGUUUUUAAGAAAAGUUCUCCAAAUGGAAAGAUAACCGUCUACCUUGGCAAACGGGACUUCGUGGAUCACAUAUCCCAUGUAGAUCCUAUAGACGGUGUAGUAUUAAUUGAUCCAGAUUAUGUCAAAGAUAGAAAGGUUUUCGGACACGUAUUAGCAGCGUUUAGAUAUGGCAGAGAAGAUCUAGACGUUUUGGGAUUAACUUUUCGUAAAGACUUAUAUUUAGCGGCAGAACAAAUUUAUCCACAAGAAAAUACAUCACAGAAUAAACGACCUCUAACAAGACUGCAGGAACGAUUAAUAAAAAAAUUAGGACCAAAUGCUUACCCGUUUUAUUUCGAGCUACCGCCGCACUGUCCGGCAUCCGUCACCUUACAACCCGCCCCUGGGGACACUGGAAAACCUUGCGGGGUCGAUUAUGAACUUAAAGCCUUCGUCGGCGAGACUCAAGAUGACAAACCCCAUAAAAGGAAUUCAGUCAGGCUGGCAAUUAGAAAGAUUAUGUACGCCCCCAGUAAACAAGGAGAACAACCGUCCGUGGAAGUUAGUAAAGAAUUUAUGAUGAGUCCGAACAAGUUGUACCUGGAGGCUUCCCUAGAUAAAGAAUUGUACCAUCAUGGAGAGAACAUUGCAGUUAACGUCCAUAUCGCAAACAACUCCAACCGGACUGUUAAAAAAAUUAAAGUAUCAGUUAGACAGUUCGCAGACAUAUGUCUUUUCUCUACAGCUCAGUAUAAAUGUACAGUGGCGGAAACAGAAAGCGAUGCAGGUUGUCCAAUACCACAGGGCUAUACAUUGAAUAAAGUAUUCUCUGUGCGGCCCUUGUUGGCUAAUAACAAGGAUAAAAGAGGGUUGGCCUUAGAUGGUCAAUUAAAACACGAGGACACCAAUUUAGCUUCCUCAACUAUAGAGGGGUGUCCCAUCGGCCCAGGCUUCACUUUGAGCAAAGUCUUUACACUCACACCUCUACUGGCCAAUAAUAAGGAUAAGUGGGGCCUCGCUCUGGAUGGACAGUUAAAGCAUGAGGACACUAAUUUAGCGUCAAGCACUUUAGUUGCUGACCCUUCACAACGAGAAAACUUGGGAAUCAUAGUACAGUACAAAGUCAAAGUAAAAUUGUGCUUAGGAGCUUUGGGAGGGGAUUUAGUUGCUGAACUUCCAUUUAUUCUUAUGCAUCCAAAACCCGAAGAAGAAAUUAUUCCACCGCCAUCACCCUCGCGACGUGUAAGCAAAGACGUGGGUAACGAUGUUCCAGUUGAUGCAAACCUAAUACAACUAGAUGCUGAUGAAAAUAAUCUACAAGAUCACGAUGACGAUAUAAUAUUUGAAGAUUUUGCCAGAUUACGGUUAAAAGGAGGAGAGACUGAUGCAUGAGACCAGGUAGAGGCAAAGGCAUCUGUGCCAGCCCGUCCAUUAAUACCUAUACGUACCGAUGUGUAUGUCAUCUGCGAUUAGGUGUAAACCGCUCCACAGUGUGUACCCUAGUCAUCGGCUGUGCUGCAAGCCACAACCAGAACGCACUAUUAUACAUUUAGAAGAUCAUAUGUCCCCUUCUUGGUUUUCUUACAUGUAACAUAACACUAAAUAUUUAUUCAUUAUAACGAUGUAACGAAUCAA
Anoplophora glabripennis (Asian longhorned beetle) is the source of this 1997-nucleotide messenger RNA. It is a transcript of the gene krz, whose product is annotated as beta-arrestin-1. The record is from RefSeq and is a predicted model, not a curated record. NCBI's taxonomy places the organism in Eukaryota, Metazoa, Arthropoda, Insecta, Coleoptera, Cerambycidae. Gene Ontology annotation, cellular component: cytoplasm. The transcript has 12 exons. The coding region runs from base 348 to 1754 and encodes 468 amino acids. Gene Ontology annotation, molecular function: G protein-coupled receptor binding. Gene Ontology annotation, biological process: G protein-coupled receptor internalization; signal transduction.